Molecule: messenger RNA, 961 nt
Organism: Notothenia coriiceps (black rockcod)
Lineage: Eukaryota; Metazoa; Chordata; Actinopteri; Perciformes; Nototheniidae
Gene: bokb
Product: BCL2 family apoptosis regulator BOK b
Exons: 5
Biological process (GO): intrinsic apoptotic signaling pathway in response to DNA damage; extrinsic apoptotic signaling pathway in absence of ligand; regulation of apoptotic process
Cellular component (GO): mitochondrial outer membrane
Molecular function (GO): BH domain binding
Source: RefSeq, a predicted model, not a curated record
CAGGUAGGCGUCCUCUCACUGCGUCCCUGCGAUCAGUCGUUGCUUUCCGGCGAAACAAGUGGACCGAACACAACAUGAGCUCUUUGAGGAAUAAGACCUGAGGCUAAAUUGAUCCCGCUGCUUCCUAAAUAUCCGAAACUGCUUCUUUUCAGAGUUGUCGAGCUGUUUUCCCAUGACUGUUUGGUUCUUUUAGCUGGGAUACACUUGACCAGAUAGCUGUUAAAUGUUUUCUAAAUAAUUAGGCAAAUUGGCAAACCACAUUUAUUACAUCAUAAGCGGGGACAUCUCAAUGUGGACACAACGUUGAAUCUGCCAUAUUGUCCACCUCGUUAAACGUUGUUCCUCUGGGAUUAAGAGACAUCACGCUGAGACACAGCUGAUCCCUAGAGGUCAGACACUCUCUGACCCAGAAUCCCCCCGCAGGAGGAUAUGGAAGUCCUGCGCCGGUCCUCUGUGUUUGCUGCAGAAGUCCUGGAUGUGUUUGACCGAUCGUUGUCUGAGAAGGAGCUGGUGUCCCAGUCCAAAGCCUUGUGCAGAGACUACAUAGUGUCCAGACUCAACCAGAACGGACUGGGAUGGUCCAAAACUGAACUCAACCUCUCUCCCUCAAACGCAACGCUUGCUGAGGUUUCUUUGGUGCUUCUCUGCCUCGGCGACGAGCUGGAGUGUAUACAGCCCAGUUUGUACAGGAACGUGGCGCGGCAGCUCAACAUCUCUGUUGCCAUGGAGAACAUGGUUUCAGAUGCCUUCAUCGGAGUGGCGACAGAGAUCUUCUCAACAGGUAUAACAUGGGGUAAGGUGGUGGCCAUGUUUGCAGUAGCCGGAGCCCUGGCAGUGGAUUGUGUCCGAAACGGUUACCCCACCACCGUGCAAAUCAUAGUGGACAGUCUGGGACAGUUCGUCCGCAAGUUCCUGGCUCCCUGGCUGAAGAGACGGGGAGGAUGGGCGGAGAUGACGAAAU